Messenger RNA from Trichobilharzia szidati, 519 nucleotides. Lineage: Eukaryota; Metazoa; Platyhelminthes; Trematoda; Strigeidida; Schistosomatidae. The record is from the annotation of a GenBank genome assembly.
AUGUACAUAAACUCAUUGUUUAUACAUACCUCUGUAUACCUCUUUUCAUUGUUUGCCUUUUUUUCACACACUUACAUUAAAUUUUACAAUAGUGGACAUAUUGCAGAUAAAAUUGACCUGAGAAUAUACUUGUGUAUUGGUACAUUUUUAUCGGGUUUAACAACAAUUGCUUUUGGACUUGGAUAUUUCUUUAAUAUUCACUCUUUCGCUUAUUAUGCGAUUGUUCAAGGUCUUGGAGGAAUUGUACAAGCGACUGGUUGGCCAGCUGUUGUCGCUUGUAUGGGGAAUUGGUUUGGUAAAAAUAAACGAGGAUUUUUUAUGGGUGUAUGGACAGCGCAUGCAAGUAUUGGAAAUAUUUUAGGCUCUUUAAUUGCUGGUGUAUUUGUUGAAACCGCUUGGGGUUGGUCAUUUGUUGUCCCUGGAUUAAUAGUCGGCUUAUUGAGUAUACCGAUUUACUUAUUUCUUGUACCAUAUAAUAUUGUCGUUCAAUUAAAUGACAAAGGAAUUAUAAGGUGUUAA